AUGCGUCAAAAGCUAAAAGGAAGAGGAGGAUUUUAUUUGCUAGGGCUCCCGUUUCAUAGAUUUGCCUCUAAAGGACUUCUUACAAAUGGAAAAAUGCUCAGAAGGUAUUACUGGCUUAAUCUCGAAAAAACAAUAGAUAAAUCUCACCAGUUGCUUACAGGAAGACUGCGAGAAUUAAACCUAAAAGUGCGAGAAUUAAACCUAAAAGUGCGAGAAUUAAACCUAAAAGUGCGAGAAUUAAACCUAAAAGUGCGAGAAUUAAACCUAAAAGUGCGAGAAUUAAACCUAAAAGUGCGAGAAUUAAACCUAAAAGUGCGAGAAUUAAACCUAAAAGUGCGAGAAUUAAACCUAAAAGUGCGAGAAUUAAACCUAAAAGUGCGAGAAUUAAACCUAAAAGUGCGAGAAUUAAACCUAAAAGUGCGAGAAUUAAACCUAAAAGUGCGAGAAUUAAACCUAAAAGUGCGAGAAUUAAACCUAAAAGUGCGAGAAUUAAACCUAAAAGUGCGAGAAUUAAACCUAAAAGUGCGAGAAUUAAACCUAAAAGUGCGAGAAUUAAACCUAAAAGUGCGAGAAUUAAACCUAAAAGUGCGAGAAUUAAACCUAAAAGUGCGAGAAUUAAACCUAAAAGUGCGAGAAUUAAACCUAAAAGUGCGAGAAUUAAACCUAAAAGUGCGAGAAUUAAACCUAAAAGUGCGAGAAUUAAACCUAAAAGUGCGAGAAUUAAACCUAAAAGUGCGAGAAUUAAACCUAAAAGUGCGAGAAUUAAACCUAAAAGUGCGAGAAUUAAACCUAAAAGUGCGAGAAUUAAACCUAAAAGUGCGAGAAUUAAACCUAAAAGUGCGAGAAUUAAACCUAAAAGUGCGAGAAUUAAACCUAAAAGUGCGAGAAUUAAACCUAAAAGUGCGAGAAUUAAACCUAAAAGUGCGAGAAUUAAACCUAAAAGUGCGAGAAUUAAACCUAAAAGUGCGAGAAUUAAACCUAAAAGUGCGAGAAUUAAACCUAAAAGUGCGAGAAUUAAACCUAAAAUUUUCAAAUCUAUUUUUAAGUAAUAGAUAA
Molecule: messenger RNA, 1056 nt
Organism: Hydra vulgaris (swiftwater hydra)
Lineage: Eukaryota; Metazoa; Cnidaria; Hydrozoa; Anthoathecata; Hydridae
Source: RefSeq, a predicted model, not a curated record